Molecule: messenger RNA, 2752 nt
Organism: Blastomyces dermatitidis ER-3
Lineage: Eukaryota; Fungi; Ascomycota; Eurotiomycetes; Onygenales; Ajellomycetaceae
Product: dienelactone hydrolase
Exons: 4
Coding region: 591-1469 (292 amino acids)
Molecular function (GO): hydrolase activity
Source: RefSeq, a predicted model, not a curated record
CAAAAAACGUGGUCCGAAUCUACCUUUCCCUUGCCGGCAUAAAGGGCCGGUAGUCAGUGUUUCAACGGUGAAAUGUGAAAUGUGGGAUGCUUUAGGCAGUGCGCAAGGAGGUUCUGCAUUAAUUCGAACCCGCACGGGCUUAGUCCAACAAUACCGAGCACCGGCCGAACGGAACGCAAAGCCACUGGAGUGAGGGUGAGGUAGCAUUAGGAGAGAUGAAGCCAUGCCCCAAGACCCUUGUGCAUAGUCGGGGGAUAGCACGUUUCACUCUGAGGAGGAAUAUAUGUAUAGCACACGGCGCGAGGACCGGACACAAGAGACAAUUUCGAAAUAGGGAACACUUCAGGUUUGGGGUCACCAAAGAAGGAAACGUGUAGCGUUUGAUAUCAACAAACAAAGAACCCCCAAGGUUUCUUGUUUCCGCGCCACGCAACAACUUCCGAGGCGGGAGCGCAAAAAACACCCCACUACUACUUAAGUUAGUUCAGGCACAAUCGAAAGCAUCAACAUCAAAAACACUACCACGUGUUAAGAAACCACUCCUGUUAUUUUGCAGUUUGCCCUUUUUUUUUUUUUUUUUUUUUUUUUUCAUGAGACCACAGCCAUUUCUAGCUCUCCUUCGAACCCCUCUGUCUAGAGCUCCAGUGCUGUCACCAAAGCUUUCCUAUUACACUCCAUUUAGAGGAAAUCGAUAUUCCCGCUCCGCCGCAGAUAUGUCGAAAUAUAGCAAGGCCUGCUGCUCAAUCCCUCCCAUUGUCUCGAAAGGCUACGAGGAGAAGGGAAAGUAUAUUACCAUAAAUGGCAUGAAAACAUACGUCACUGGCCCUGAAAAUGCUACAGAAGCCAUCCUCGUUAUUUUCGACAUCUUCGGCUUCUUCUCACAGACUCUUCAGGGUGCCGAUAUAAUGGCCACCUCUGACCCGAACCGCAAGUACCGCGUCUUCAUGCCUGAUCUCUUCGAUGGCAGCCCAGCCGACAUUUCUUGGUACCCUCCCGCAACCGAAGAACACAAGAAGAACCUGCAUGACUUUUUCCAAAUCAAGGCUGCCCCGCCAGGAAUACUCUCACGAAUCCCUGGCGUGGUCGAAGAAGCCAACAAGCUCGCCGACGGAGGAAAAUUCAAAGCCUGGGCUAUCCUUGGCUACUGCUGGGGCGGGAAGAUCGCCACUCUGGCUUCGAUGGAGAACACCCUUUUCAAAGCCGCCGUUCAGUGCCAUCCCGCCAUGCUUGAUCCAAAUGAUGCGCCCAAGGUCACUAUCCCAAUGGUAUUGUUGGCUUCCAUGGACGAGGACGUCGACGAGGUCAAGGCCUUCAAGCAUAACCUCAAGGUCCCCAACCAUAUCGAGACGUGGAGCACACAGAUCCACGGCUGGAUGGCGGCCAGAGGAGAUUUGGACAAUCCAGAAGUUCGAAAGGAGUAUGAAAAUGGAUAUAAGACAGUGCUGGGCUUCCUCAACGAGCAUAUGUAGGUUGCCUGGCUUUUAAAACAAAUACUCGGUUGACGGACGAGAGUUUUAUUACUUCCAUCUCCAGAAGAUGAAGAAAAAUUAAUAUCCCGUCUCCAAUUUUUUUUUGUCAAAUGAACAAAGAGGGAAAAAAAAAAUAAAAAAAAUAAAAAAAAUAAAAAAAAGAAUGAGGGAAGAAGACACAAUUUAAUGGGAAAAAAGGUUAUUGAAGGGGGAUAAAACCGCUAAUUCAACCGACAAAUAUGUCAACUCGACGUCUAAAAUCUAAAACUGUCCAAAUAUCAAUUUCAAUAAUCAGCCAUCAAACCCAAAACAAACCCGCUCCCGUUCGAAUUUUUUACCCUGAUAUCGAAAUUUACAUCCGAAGGCAUAAAAGAAAGGAACGGCAAAAGAGGAGGGGAACGGGGAACAUCGGGGAAAAAAAAUGAAAAGGAAGGGAGGGUGCUGCCGAUGUCCUGGGCAUGGGUUCAUCGUUUGCAAAUUUCUUGUCGAUUUCCACUCCGGCCUUCCCCUAGCUUCUUGUCUGUCCUUGAUUGAUUUUUUGCUUGCUUCGUAUCUUCUUUUAUUCCCUAAUUUGAAAGCGGAUUGUGCUCCCCAGCUUUGCUUUCCUUCAUUCCGUCAUUUGAAGUGUGUCCCGAUGCUGAAUGGAAUGGCUAUAAUUAGCGAAUGUAAUUCACGUUGAAAUGCAAUGAAGGUAAUUGCCACAGCUUCGACUUUUGAAACAUAGAUUUUUUAUAUUGUUUCACUCGCCUUUCGGGACGGGGAUGGGAUUAGUAUGAACAUUGAAUCAGAAUGGAUGAGCUCAAUUUGAACUUGCCGAGUUACAGAAGGGUAGAGGAGAUAUAACUAACUAUUUUAAUGUUUCACUGCUGGGUUGGUUUUUGUAGAAAGGAUAUCCAGUUAAAGCUGUAAUGCAAUUUGAGUUCGAAGACCUGGUGGAUAAAUGUCUGGGUUACUGCGCGUAGGCCCAACGAAUCAACCCCAUUUUUCCAAAUGAAGAAGAGAAUAAAUAAAAUCGACUAAAUAAGAUCGAAUAGAACAAAUGGCAUCAAUCAGAUAACUGUAAAUCAAUGUCGUCGUAAGCCUUUCCACAAGGAUUCCGCAGUGGCCCAACGUCGGUCUUGGGCCUUCGUUCCAACCGCCUGCUAAUGUCCAAACAACCGUCUUUCAGGCUGCGGAUUUAAGAGGAAAGGACAUUUGGGUAGAACUUCGGGCGAUAAGUCGAACAUCUACCAAUCAACUAGUCAAGCAAAUUCAACAAGGAUAAUCAAAGCAUUUCUCUCCGC